This is a messenger RNA of Cornus florida, 4154 nucleotides long. RefSeq lists its product as uncharacterized. Lineage: Eukaryota; Viridiplantae; Streptophyta; Magnoliopsida; Cornales; Cornaceae. Bases 168 to 905 code for a protein of 245 amino acids. The transcript has 5 exons. The record is from RefSeq and is a predicted model, not a curated record.
AUUAUCCAAACGAAGCCCUUAAAACAAAACGUUCAAAUUUGAACUCCAAAGAGUUGGAAGCCCAAAUUCACUCGGAAUUCAAGAGUUGAGUUGGGGUUGAUGAUUUCACAGCUUGGAUUGAGGCUGCAAUAGUUAUCGGAUGGAUGGUUGAGCAAUGAGUCCGAUCGAUGGAGACGUGGACAUCUGAUCUGAACUACGCUCCUCAAGAGGCAGAGCUAUGGCCUGUGAGCAAAGAACUGACAGACAGUGAUACGAGCACGAGGCGAGGGAGGGUCCAAUUCCCUGGACGACCGUUCAGGCAACACAUUGUGGACCACAUGGACCAUCACAACAAACGGAGCUUAGAUCAGGAUCCGAACCAGACCAGAAUCGGAGCCGUCGAUGACGAUACCUCUCAUGUCUAUGAAGUGAAGCUCACCAACGAAGGAAGCACGUUCAGUCUCGGAGCGGGUUGGAACCAUAUCAUUCGCCGGAGAGAACUUAGGGCUAAAAUGCUCAUCAAACUCCGAUGGGGACUCCUCGAUCAUUGCUUGCACUUCACUAUUCCACCACCUCAAUCUCAUGAAGGUGAAGAUGAAAAAAGGAUAAUUGAAGAAAAUCAGAAUGUUGAGAGUAGCAAGAAGAGGAAAACAUCAGACUCUAAUUCUUCCUCUUCCUCUUCCUCGUCAUGUUCUUCGGAAGAUGACUCUAUUGCCGCGUUGAUUCAACAGGAUCAAGACAAAUUCUAUGAGAUUAUGAAUUUAGUGAGGCCAAAGAUAGUUGAGCAAGUAUUUCAAGUCCGUAAUAAGAAGCAGUGCCUCCAUUGUGACCGAGAGGGAAGCCACUAUCAGCUAAUGAAAGACUACUUCAACGAGAAUUGCACAUAUCCACCGGAGUACUUCCACAGGCGAUUCAGGAUGCGAUGAGAACUUUUUCUUCGUAUCCUUAAUGAUGUCAAAACUUAUGAUGACUACUUUGUCCACCAAAAAAAAAGGAUGCGACUGGUCGUCUGGAGCUGUCCUUUAUACAAAAGAUGACAACUGCUGUUCGUAUACUUGCAUAUGGUUGUGCAGCCGAUCACUAUGAUGAGUAUAUUAAAAUCGGCGAGAGCAUUGCCAUUAAAUGCUUGAAGGCAUUUUGUAAUGCUAUUGUUGCUGUGUAUGCAGAGGAGUAUAUGCGCCACCCAACGAAGUCGACAUGGCACGGCUGCUUGAAGAAGGGGAGCAGAGAGGAGUCCCGGGUAUGCUUGGUUCUAUCGAUUGUAUGCUCUGAUAUUGGAAAUAGUUGUCUCACAAGAUUUGUGGAUCUGGCAUGCAUUCUUUGGAAUGCCAGGUUCACACAAUGAUAUAAAUGUGUUGGAUCAUUCCCCGGUAUUCAACGGUAUCGUCAAUGGCCAAUUCCCUCUGGUUAAUUAUGUAGUGAAUGGACAUCACUAUAAAAUGGAGUAUUACCCAUCUGAUGGUAUAUACCCUAAGUGGGCAACUUUGAUGCAGACCAUUUCGCACCUAACCACUGGAAAAGAAAAUUUGUUUGCUCCGCGACAAGAGGCAUGCAGGAAAGAUGUGGAGCGGGCUUUUGGAGUAUUGCAGAUCAAGUGGGCAAAAACGCAAGGACCAAUGCGUUAUUGGAAGAAAGGUGACUUGUGCCUCAUAAUGAAAACGUGCAUCAUCCUUCACAAUAUGAUCAUUGAAGAUGAGUGUUACGCAAAUGUUGGAAGAUGGACUUCGCCAGCGGUGGAUGCAAUCCCGAUUCCUACUUUAAGUCAAUGCGCAUCGGUUUUAGUGGCACACAUAUUCUCCCACCAACUUCAGAUUCGCAACAGAGAGACAAAUACGCGGUUGAGGAAUGGUUUGAUGAAAAAUUUGUGGAACCGCUAUGGUGGUGAAGAUGUUUAAUUUAUGUUGCAUUUUGUUUACUUUAAAAAUGUUAUGACAUUUCUUGUACUAGAACUUUUAUUAUGUUAUGGUUUUUUAAGAUUAAAAAUAAUGAAUUGGAAUAAGAAAAUAAGGAUUACAAAAUCCUAUAGGAAUAAGAAAAUGAAAUUUUAAUUUUAAUUUUUUAUAAAAGUUUUAAAAAAUUAAAUUUUUUAAACAUUUUUUUUUUAAAUUUUAAAUUAAAGCCAUUAAGGCAUUGUUUGUGUCAGCCAAACAAUGCCUUAACGGCCAAAUGUACUGUUUGUGGCAUAAAUUUAAAAUUUAAAACAAAAAAAAGUUUUAAAAAAAAUCAAAUUUUAAGAGGAGGGGGGGAAGGUUUUUAAAUUUAUUUUUGGCCCAAAUAAAUUUUUUUUGGGACAAACAGUGCCGAAACAAUAUAUUUUUUAUUUAAUGAAUUUUGUUUUAUUUUUUAAAAUAUAAAUGAGCCCAAAAUAACCUAUUUUUUGGUUUUUUCCAAAACUACCCAUGCUGCCAAACAGUGCCUUAAGGCAUUGUUCCUGAGUUAUGAACACUAAAGCCCAAAACGACGGCGUUUUAGCCAGAUUGCGAGCCCAUGUGGGCCCGCCCAAUUAUCGCCAGCCCGCUGCGGGCGCAUUUGGGCUGCUCCUUGCGGAAAGGGCCGUUUGGCUAACCCAGUGCGGAUGCUCUUAGGUGCUUCCUUGAGUGCUAAGGCUACUAGUGUGAUUCAUUUUUAACUUAUAGUCAAUUUGGUAUUAUAAUAUUUAGGAUAUUCAGAAUUAGUUCAAACCAGUCUUUGAAAUCCUGCCAUGUUAACUUCUUACAUGUUUAGUUUAAAUAUUAUUUAUAGUUUUAUUAGUCUUUAUCAAUUAAAUUUGUCUUAUUUAUAUAAUCCUUUUAAUCACAGGUGAAACCUCGCAUCAGUAGCGAAUUGGAAAUUUAGAAAGAUGCACAUUGUACCAGCAUAAAUUAGCACAUUACUAAUUUGCAGAGUGACCGCACAUAUUGCUGUUUGAGUGUUUGUUGAACGAGGUUGUGGCCAUUUCAUCACCCACUUUGCUAAUCAGGUAUGGGAUAUGGUCGAGGGCGGAAAAUCCCAGAUAUAAUGCUUUUGUUGGAAACUAAGGUCAAUUGCGGUAGGGCUAACUUGAUUACCAAAACUUAUGUUUGAGCAAGUGCAUCCUCAAAUAUUUUCUAAGGUGUAUAUGGCUUUGGUAGAGCAUUUCUGAGUGUAAUGUUUCUAUCAUUGAUUAGCAGGUUCAUUCAUAAUGAAAUUUGUUGAUGUGUGGAGAUUCCCACUGGUUCCGAACUCUGUUUACAGAUAUCCAUGAUGCUAAUGAACUUUUGUUUUGGUCUACCAUUGGGGAAUCAUGUUAGAACAGUUGCUGCAUGGAUGCUAAGGAGACUUCUGUGUAGACUCACACUACCUGGGGGAUGAACCGGGAUGACAUUGUAGGCACUUUUUGGUUUAUGGGAUUCCACGACUGAUAUCUCUAUAAUCCUCAAUGUGGGGAGUUCCAGGAGCUGGAAGCUGCAAAAGAAGAAUAUGCUUAUACCAUCUUCAAGGUACACAAGGGAUAGAACAUUCUUCUACUAAAGAUUGUGGCCUUGUUUUUGUAAAGGAAUCGUGUUUGUGCCCAGCUAUCACGGAGAUGAUUGAGCAAUUCACGCCCAACUCUCGAAGGAAGAAUCGGCACAAAAAAUCCUAGAAGAAAAUUGAAUACAUACUGCAUAACUUGGUUCCCGUCGUCUGCAUUCCAAAGAAUUUAAUGUCUUGUGCCCUCAUAAAUUCCUGUUAAUAGAGUUGAUUGGUCAUGGGUUGGUGAACAUAUUGUUCAUUGCAGUGAGAAUGAUAGCCUAGAAUGAUCAACUUUUGUAAUACCAAGUCGAUUAUGACCCUACUUGAGUCUGAGAAAUAGUGUUGUCUUAUAGCAUGAUCAACGUGUUCAUGCUAGUGUUGGGUACCAUAAGUUGGAGCUGGUUUGAUCACUGAAGUCUUUCUAAAAUGGGAUGGUUGUGAUUGGACUGUCAUUCCUAAUUGUCUUGGCUGCAUUUUGCAUUACAGAGACUAUGAUGAGAUGCUGCCAUCCAUUGGUGGAUUGUGAAGUUUAUUCUGCUGUGUUCUGUAAUAUGGUAUUUUAAAGCAAAGAAAGGUUCAAACUGCGCACAGCUCUUAAUGGUCUUUCUAAGCAAUGAUACCAUUAAUACAUAUACAUGUAUACACACCUGCUUAAUAUCUUGUGUAUAUACAUGGCUUGCGACUUUUUGUACCGUUUGAUUUUA